This is a messenger RNA of Loa loa (African eye worm), 2282 nucleotides long. RefSeq names its product endonuclease/Exonuclease/phosphatase. The transcript is spliced from 7 exons. Lineage: Eukaryota; Metazoa; Nematoda; Chromadorea; Rhabditida; Onchocercidae. Gene Ontology annotation, cellular component: cytoplasm; PML body. The record is from RefSeq and is a predicted model, not a curated record. Gene Ontology annotation, molecular function: 5'-tyrosyl-DNA phosphodiesterase activity; protein binding; single-stranded DNA binding. Gene Ontology annotation, biological process: double-strand break repair. The coding region runs from base 62 to 1087 and encodes 341 amino acids.
UUUAGGUAUUGCGUCGUAAUUUUUUAACCACUUAACUGUAACAUACACUUCAUAAUUGGAAAUGGAUACUACUGGUUUGUCAGAGAGUCCACAAAAAGAUGAAUCGAAGGAGCAUUCGGAGAAUUGCAGUUCUGAGGUAGAACCAUCAAAUGCAGAAUGUGAGGAGGCCUUGAAAAAGUUUGUUCAAUUCACCAAAACGGAUGAAGCUUGUGCGCACUUCUUUUUGCAAGAUUUUAAUUGGCAGUUGCAGCCUGCACUGGAUCGUUUCUUCUCGUAUGCGCCGGAAACCAAGGAAAGGACUAAUUCAACGAAAGCAUCAUCUCACCUUGUUGAAAAUGAACCAGAUAAGGAUUUCUCUCUUACUGUUAUGUCGUGGAACAUCGAUGGUCUUGAUGAAAGCAAUCUUACUAUUCGUUUUACUGCAGUUUGCUACAUAAUUUCGAAGAUUUCUGCUGAUGUAGUUUUCCUACAAGAAAUGACCCCCGAUUUGGUUCCGCAAAUCAGAAAGAAUUUGGGUGGGGAGUAUAGUAUCCUGGUUGCAACUCCAAACUUGCCAUAUUUUACGGUUGUCCUCCUGAAACCAUUCAUCGAGUUGAUCUCGCAUAAAGCCAUCCCGUAUGGAUGUUCAGGAAUGGGACGAUCAAUGCAGCUUGUGGAGACUUCGGCACAUGGGCACAAAAUGAUGCUACUGAAUACGCAUUUAGAAAGUAUGAAGGAGCAUUCUGAUGUAAGACUCACCCAAAUCCAGGAGUGUUUUGAACAACUGACUGAAUGGGAUGAUGGCAAAACUAUUAUCGUUUUUGGAGGUGAUCUCAAUGCUCGCGAUAGCGAAAUUGGCGAACUUCCUCCUGGAUUCAAAGAUGCAUGGGUUGCUGCGGGGUCGAAACCAAAAUUCAAGUUUACUUGGGAUACUUUGUUGAAUGACAAUAAAGCUGCUGGAAAAGCCCGAUGCCGUUUUGAUCGCAUUAUCUACAAAAGUGCUGGUGUCUUCUCGGGAGUGGAUUUUUCGCUUGAAGGUCAGAACAGAAUCCGCACCUCACUUUGCUUUCCAAGUGAUCACUGGGCUAUUCUUGUUCAUUUUCACUGACUUUUAUUCUCAAAUAAUAUAAUUCAAAAAAAGCUGAACAGUGGAUAAAAAUGGAUACGCAAUCAACCUCUAAUGGAUGGUUGAUUGCGUAAAAUAAGUUUUUUGUUGAAUGCAACGCUUCUGGAUUUCCUCCAAAAUGUUUGCAUUGUUUUCAGUGCAAGUGAGUUGCUUUUUCUAAAAACUGACUUAUGCUUAUAAUCCGACGAAUAAUGUAAAUAUGUAUUAAACAAUGUUUUAUCCCCUAUAAUAUAUGAUAUUUUACUGUUGUGCACUCCGCAAUUCUGCUCAACUGAGACACUUAAAUGCUAUUGAAAUUUGUCGAUCUGGUGAUGCAAGUAUGAAUAUAUUACGCAAAUAGGAAUAUUACGCUUUUGUUAUGCAUUAAGUAACGUUCCACCCAAAUCCCUUUCUUGUUAAAGAGACCAUUGUCAUGUAUUUUUUGGACAUAUGCUUUUAUAACCAAUUUACUAUCUUACGUUUUUCAGUUUUUGUUUUCAAUCUUAGUUGAUUUUCAACGAACAGUGUUUAAUUUCUUUUAAUUAGUUCAAGAACACUAUGUGCUCCACGCUCUACUGAAUUUUGAGUUUUGCAAUUUGUAUUAGUCAACAUUAGAAGUAUUUCGUGAGCAACUCUGAAAGAAUUUGGACAAGGAAACGGAGUAAUCGAGACAUUUCGAGCCAUGAUUAGCCUCUCUGUUGUUUAUAUGCAGAAUAUACUAUUCUGGUUUGCAACAAGACUUCCUUUAUUCUGCAGCUAAUUUCCUAUACUCUUUAAGGUUCUUCUUCCAUGUUAGGGUUGGAGUGAUUUUUAACCAUCUUUAUGUUUUUGAACUGCUAUUAGUUUUUGCAUUGUUUCUUUCAAUUUUUUAGAAAUCGCGAAACUCUGGUACUUUUUUCCAUUCGAUUGUUCCCGACUGUUUGAUGAUCACCUCGCUCCUUUCCAAUUUCGUUUUUUGGAAGUGAUGUAAAGAUAAGACAUCGUUGAACUUCUGUCGAUUAUUAAUAUUAAUUUCAAAUUUCAUCGCAUAUUUCUUCAGAUGUUAUUCUGCCCCAAGUAAAAUCGCUAUUUUGCGCCCUAUGCAGUAAUGAUUUUACUGGGCGUAGUUCAUUCAUCACACUGAUUGCAUGUAAAUUUGUUAUCAUCUCAACUGGUAUUGCUUUAAAACGGUGUUAGUUCUGUUGCUUUUCAGUUUUCU